AUGUAAAUUAUAAGAAACACUCAAGGAAUACCAGAGAUGAGAUCUAAAUUAGUCAAGGCAUUUAAUAACUUCUACUACAUAAAACUAAGUGAUGAUGAAUUUGAAAAACAUUUAGAUCGAGCAAUAUCACAGAUUCCAGAAGACUUUAAAGAUGAAUAAGCUCUAAUAGAUUAUACAGCAACUCACCAAAUCAAAGAUUUACCGAGGGAAUCAAUCUAAUAUAGAAUUAUGGUAAAGCAAGAUUUUAACUCAGAACAAUCAGCAGUAGUCUUUGUAUUUUAUCACGGAUUAACAGAUGGAGUAGGAUUUUUGAAUUUAUUUUGUGCCUUACAAGAUGAAUUUGAUUCUUAAAAUCUACCAUUUGUUAGAAAAAGAUCACUUAAAGAAAGCAUUAGAAGAUAUAUCACUUGCAUUUUUGGUAUCUUUAUUUACAUAAAAAACUAACCUAAAAAUUAUCAAGAUUCACAAUUAUGUUAGAUUGUAAUGAGUAAUAAACCUAUGACUACUAUUUCAAAAGAUAUGAAAGUCGAUUAACUCAAGUAAAAAAUAUGUAGAAGAUUUGGAUGUUCUAUCAAUGAUUUACUUACUGCUGCUAGUAUCAUUGCGAUGAGAGAUUACUGUCUAGCAAAUAAUAUUACAGAUCAUACUUUAUUUCAAGGAAUGAUCGCUGUAAAUCAGCGCUCUUCUAUACUAAAAAAAUAAGACAUCAGACUUCACAAUAACUUAUGGGCUACAAUUUUAAGAAGCAUUAAGUUUAGAAAAGGAUUUGUUUUAAACUCUUAAAACUUAAGAUACUGGUCUAAGCGAGUUGAUAGCAUUAAAGAUGAUUGCUUAUUUUAUUCCUGA
Stylonychia lemnae is the source of this 846-nucleotide messenger RNA. Lineage: Eukaryota; Ciliophora; Spirotrichea; Sporadotrichida; Oxytrichidae. The record is from the annotation of a GenBank genome assembly.